UCGUAUCGCGGAGGCGGGGCUGUCUCUUUGGCAACGAGCCCGCCGCGGGAAGGGGGAGGGGAGGGAGCAGGAUGGGGAGUGGGUGCGGGUGUCACAGCCGUAGUUCGGCUGGCUGGCGGGGUUCUGGGCUUCAGAGCCUGCAGAUGCGGUCAAAUGGGUGACCGCCCAGGUUCCCGGGCAAGUCCGAAUGAACCCCGAGGCUGAGGAAAGGAGCUAACUGCCACCCUGGCUGGCACUCGGAAGCGUCCCUCCUUCACGCUGACCUCGGUCUCGCUUGUCGCCUCGCCCUUGGCCACACUUAGUGACCCGCACAUGGUCCGAGAAAUCUGCAUACAGGUCCUUGCAUAGGCCGAGACUUGCGAUGUAGGCACACAAACUGCUGUCGUCCUUCCCUUCGGCUCUGGGGCGUCGGGUCGCCCCCACCCCCGCGCCGGGGAGAUCCAGUCCAGGGUUAAUGCCAACGAGUUUCCACCUCCAGCCGCUCCUAGAGAGGCCGCGGCGCAAGCCAGCGGGGGAAACUGGCCAGGGACGGACACUUCCUGUGGGGGAGAGCGGGAGGGAGAGCAGUAGCUCAGCCGGGGCCGGGGUCGAGACGAGGGGUCUCAGGCUGGGAGUAGUGCCUGGGCACGGCCGGAGAAGUAGAGUAGCGGCUCACCUACAAGGCCACGACGCGCGAGGGCCGGUGAAGGCCACAGGACAAGCAGAGACCUUGGGAGGGGGCGGGGCCGCGGGCAGGGGCGGGGCCGGAGAGGCCCAGGGUCAAGACGUCCGGCCUUCGCGGCCCAAGCCUGGCCGCCCGGCCUCCUGGGCGGCACUGAAUCGGCGGGUGGCGAGGGCUCGGGUCUCCGGGCACUCGAACUGGGUUGCAGGAUCGUCUGCCGUCGCCACCGCCGCUGCACUGGGAGCUGGCAGGGAUGGAGCGGGAGGCGUCGUCGUGGGGCCUCGAGCCCGGGGAUGUGCACAGUCCUGACGAAAUGGCCAGCCCUGAAGGGUCUCUCAAAGGCAACACAAAUGAGAGCGAAGAAGGGGAAAUUUCUCAGCAAGAAGGCAAUGGGGACUAUGAAGUUGAAGAAAUACCUUUUGGGCUUGAGCCCCAAAGCCCAGAGUUUGAAUCCCAGAGCCCCAGGUUUGAGCCUGAAAGCCCAGGGUUUGAAUCCCGGAGCCCUGGGUUUGUGCCCCCAAGCCCUGAGUUUGCACCCAGAAGUCCUGAAUCAGACCCUCAGAGUUCCGAGUUUGAAUCCCAGAGUGCUAGGUAUGAGCCUCAAAGCCCUGGCUAUGACCCCAAGAGUCCAGGCUAUGAACCCGGCAGUCCUAGGUUUGAACCUAAAAGCCCUGGAUAUGGUUCGAAGAGCCCCGAAUUUGAAUCUCAAAGUCCCGGGUAUGAAUCCCAGAGUCCUGAGGAUGCGCCGCAGAACUCUGGAGAUGAAGCUCAGAAUCCUGAGUUCAAAACCCAUAGCCCUGAAUUUGAAACUCAAAGUUCCAAAUUCCAGGAAGGUGCAGAGAUGCUUCUGAACCCUGAGGAAAAGAAUCCACUGAGCAUCCCAUUAGGAGUUCACCCUCUGGACUCCUUUACUCAGGGGUUUGGGGAGCAACCCACAGGAGCACUGCCUCUAGGAGCAACAUUUGAUAUGCCUACAGGGGCCCUACUCGCCACACCCCAGUUUGAGAUGCUCCAGAACCCCCUGAAUUUGACAGGGGCCCUUCGUGGUCCAGGCCGUAGGGGUGGCCGGGCCAGGGGUGGGCAAGGCCCCCGGCCUAACAUCUGUGGCAUCUGCGGGAAGAGCUUUGGGCGAGGCUCUACCCUGAUCCAGCACCAGCGCAUCCAUACCGGUGAGAAGCCUUACAAAUGUGAGGUAUGCAGCAAGGCCUUUUCCCAGAGCUCUGACCUCAUCAAACACCAGCGCACUCAUACCGGCGAGCGGCCCUACAAGUGUCCUAGGUGUGGCAAGGCCUUUGCUGAUAGCUCCUACCUACUUCGACACCAGCGUACCCACUCUGGCCAGAAGCCCUACAAGUGCCCACAUUGUGGGAAGGCCUUUGGCGACAGCUCCUACCUCCUGCGGCAUCAGCGCACCCACAGCCACGAGCGGCCCUAUAGCUGCCCAGAGUGUGGCAAGUGCUAUAGCCAGAACUCUUCCCUGCGCAGCCACCAGAGAGUGCAUACUGGGCAGCGGCCUUUUAGCUGCGGCAUCUGUGGCAAGAGCUUCUCCCAACGUUCAGCACUUAUACCCCAUGCCCGCAGCCAUGCCCGAGAAAAGCCCUUCAAGUGCCCGGAGUGCGGCAAGCGCUUUGGCCAGAGCUCGGUUCUAGCCAUCCAUGCCCGCACCCAUCUGCCAGGCCGCACUUACAGCUGCCCCGACUGUGGCAAGACCUUCAACCGCUCCUCCACACUCAUUCAGCACCAGCGCUCGCACACAGGGGAGAGGCCAUACCGCUGCGCUGUGUGCGGCAAGGGCUUCUGCCGCUCCUCCACGCUGCUGCAGCACCAUCGCGUGCACAGUGGGGAGCGACCCUAUAAGUGUGAUGACUGUGGAAAGGCCUUCUCACAGAGCUCUGACCUCAUCCGCCACCAGCGGACCCAUGCAGCCGGCCGGCGCUGACCAGUCCAGGGUGGGGAGGUGAUGGGCAAAAGAGAAGGAGUCAGGGAACUAGAGAAACUGCUUCAGAGGAUAAUGGAAAGGCUGGAGGAGAAUACAAGGAUGGAAUAUUCUAGAAGAUGGGUCAGGGUGCAGGAAAUCACAUGCCCUCAAGAAGUAUGAGAAGUGGGCUAUGAAGAGGGAUUGCAGGGAGACUAAGCAGGCAACAGGAAGCACCAGAAGAGACCCGUGCUGCUUGUCUGAGUAGCAGCAUGCUCCUUAGCUGGGAGGCCUGUCCUGCAAAGUACUAGACAGGGAGGGGGGAGGGCAAGGGAGUGUCACUUAAUUAGAGUAGGGUAGCUUAGGUUGGUAGCUGCUGAGACCCUUGUGAAACCAGGAAGAGUGCAAAGCGUAGGUAGCGGGAGAGUGGGGUUCAAGGUAGGACCUGGGCCUCUCAGAGCAAACCCCAUCCUACCUUGUCUUCCUCAGGCUUUGGAGCCGUUUGAGUUCAAUAAAACUUUUAUGUGGUAA
Messenger RNA from Phodopus roborovskii (desert hamster), 3107 nucleotides. RefSeq names its product zinc finger protein 768 (gene Znf768). The coding region runs from base 915 to 2600 and encodes 561 amino acids. The record is from RefSeq and is a predicted model, not a curated record. NCBI's taxonomy places the organism in Eukaryota, Metazoa, Chordata, Mammalia, Rodentia, Cricetidae. The transcript has 2 exons.